Molecule: messenger RNA, 768 nt
Organism: Punctularia strigosozonata HHB-11173 SS5
Lineage: Eukaryota; Fungi; Basidiomycota; Agaricomycetes; Corticiales; Punctulariaceae
Exons: 2
Source: RefSeq, a predicted model, not a curated record
AUGAGCCCUGCCUCGACCUCAUCUUCCGCGUACAACCUUUCUGCCAUGGACUCAUCCGACGACAAGCUCUAUACCCACCUCCCGAAGCUGCAAAGCGAAGGGGAGAACUUCGUCACCUGGAAGGCCGAGCUUCGGUCGGCCAUCACCGGCAAGGGUCUGUUACGCUACAUAGAUGGUCGAGCUUCCGUGCCGGUCGAACCGUCACGGCCCGCCGAGGCUGACCCCAAGUCGAAGUCCUACGACGCGGAUGCGGCUAAGAAGUUCCAGAAGGAGUACUACUCCUGGGAGCUCGCUUGCGAUAGUCAUGCUCAGCACACGGAGAAAGUGAAGACGCUCCUCUACUCCACUAUUCCCGAGACGCUUAAGCUCACCAUCAUCGGUCUCGAUUCCGCCGCGGACGCCUGGAAGGCCAUCUGUGACGAGUUUCAGGACCUCGGAGAUCUGCCGCAGCAGAGUCUUCUCGAUCGCAUGCAUGCUCUUCGCUGCGACGAGAACGGCGAUCCCCGAACCACCCUCGACGAGCUCGCAAAGCUCAAGGCACAAUAUGCCGACACAUACGCGUUCACGGUUGGCGCCGAUUUUGCAGAAGUCGCCAAGGUCAACCUCCCCGCACGCGGAUUUACGCGCAUCCUCGACUCCGGUGCUAGCCGCCACUUCGAUCCUGUUCAGACGAACUUCUCAACCUUCCGUGAUAUUCCGCCGAAGCCAAUCACCUCCGCCGAUGGCAAGCGCUUCUUCGCUACCGGUGAGGGUGACGUUCCGAUCUCC